Panicum virgatum (switchgrass) is the source of this 909-nucleotide messenger RNA. RefSeq names its product phosphatidyl-N-methylethanolamine N-methyltransferase-like. The transcript has 2 exons. Gene Ontology annotation, molecular function: S-adenosylmethionine-dependent methyltransferase activity. NCBI's taxonomy places the organism in Eukaryota, Viridiplantae, Streptophyta, Magnoliopsida, Poales, Poaceae. Gene Ontology annotation, biological process: phosphatidylcholine biosynthetic process. Bases 122 to 640 code for a protein of 172 amino acids. The record is from RefSeq and is a predicted model, not a curated record.
GCAAAUAGAAAAGUACUUUACACUGCAAAGCCCCUCCCCUUCGGGCAAAACCGUCGAGCACCUUGCCUGCUUAAGCCCACGCUCCUCAAUCCCUGACCCCCGUCGCUGCGCCCCCAGCGAGAUGGCCUCCAUGGCGGCGGCGGCGGCGGCGGCGGCGGCGGCAGUGGGCGUGCUGCUGCCGUUCCCCUUCUACUACGCGCUGUGGACCCACCCGCAGCGGUGGGUGGACCUGUGCGGCCGCGGCGCCGACCCGUGCCGCCGCAUGGCGCAGGUCUCCCACGCCCUCAAGGCGCUCCAGCUCCUGGCCCUCGCCUCCGUGGCCUCCUUCUCCUGGCCCCCGCCGCUCUACUGCCCCGUCCUCCUCGCCGUCGGCCAGUACCUCAACUUCAAGGUGUACCAGCUGCUUGGCGAGUCUGGCACCUACUACGGCAAUCGAUUCGGGAAGAAGAUCCCGUGGGUGACAGAGUUUCCCUUUGGCUACAUCAAGGACCCGCAGUAUGUCGGGAGCAUGCUCAGCCUCGUCGCGCUCCUGUGUUGGGUCCCGCUCCAGUACGUGCUGCUGUGGUGUCUUGGUUACGUCUUCAUGAUGUGGGUCGAGCACAAGGAAGACCCUGCCACCCGUGCGAAGCUGCUCUCCUGAUCACUUAGCUGUUGCACAGCUGAGCUGAUACUUCCCUGGGAGCCCCCAGUGAGGCAGCGACGAUGCCUGAAGCGAUGUGCAGUCAUUUUCUAUACCUUAUAUCGAAGUACUGUGGCACCCUGAUCUGAUCUUGAGUAACGAGAUUAUCGCUCCUGUGCGAAUUUUUGAUUUGGGGUGCUUAGUUUGUUGUUGGUGUUCCUCCAAGCUCUGAUGUCUAAAGGACUUGUUCCACUGAGAUGUGGAACCCACAUGUCAUUCUCUCUUCUCUC